AUUUAUCUCCACAGCCCAUUUGUCCAGAUCUUGAAUAUUCGUAUGUCGCAAGAGGUGUGAUGCUGGAUGAUGCUUUCGCAUGCAAUCUGAUGGCCUCAUCUUCCAGCACUUCAACUUCCAUCUACAUUGGUACCUGAAUCUCGGUGAAGGACUGUCAUUAUGGACGACGAAGAUUCUCUUGGAGCGAAUAAAUGUCCAGUCUGUGGCAGUGACCCUCGUACACAUCCCGGACUUCGGUUCAAGAUCAACACGAAAUGCUACCACCGAAUAUGUGAAGGGUGUGUAGAUCGAAACUUCUCCAGUGGCAAAGCAGAAUGUCCUGUAGCAGGGUGUCAUGUCAAUCUCUGGAAACGUGAAUGGCGACCACAGACUUUUGAGGAUCUCAAAAUCGAGCGUGAAGUGGAAAUCCGGAAGACUGUGGGCAAGACUCUCGACCGUCGAGAGGAAGAAUUCGAGUCAAAGAGAGACUAUGAUGAUUAUCUCGAACUGAAAGAAGAGCUCAUCAUGAAUUUGGUUCUCAAGAUAGAUGUUCAAGCCACGAGGCGAAAGCUCAAGGAGUAUGCUAUCGCAAACGGUAUCAAAACGGAUGCGACCGAAGCCACAAACGAUGCUGGCACACGACCAACGAAACGACAGAAUACGCCCAAGGAUGCUGCAGAUCCAAGUGGCUUGAUCAAAGGCUUGAAGCCGGUGGUCGCCCCAGCGCCCAAAGCGCCGUACGAUCCUUUCAUGGGCAUGCCGCGGACGAGAGACUACUAUCAAGUCAAGGACAGUUAUGUUGCUCGCGCAAGGGGAAAACCAUCGGAAGCUAUGUCUGCCGCCGGGUACGACUUUCAUCAAUACAUGGACGAAUGUCUUUGGAAGGCUUUUGCUGGCUUGGGGGUAUUCAUUGAGGACGAAAUGGUGGCGAAGCCUGUACCUGUCUCGGUGCAACACUGAGGACGAUUCAGGACACUCGAGCUCGCAAGAUGUUGAUUGAAUACCCUUACCAUCUGACAUAAAUAUUCAACCCAAUAUGGUGGAACGUGGAUACAAUUGAAAC
This is a messenger RNA of Exophiala oligosperma, 1042 nucleotides long. RefSeq lists its product as uncharacterized. Lineage: Eukaryota; Fungi; Ascomycota; Eurotiomycetes; Chaetothyriales; Herpotrichiellaceae. The transcript is spliced from 3 exons. Bases 160 to 939 code for a protein of 259 amino acids. Gene Ontology annotation, cellular component: transcription factor TFIIH holo complex. The record is from RefSeq and is a predicted model, not a curated record. Gene Ontology annotation, biological process: regulation of transcription by RNA polymerase II; regulation of cyclin-dependent protein serine/threonine kinase activity; DNA repair.